UGGAGGUUUUUUGCUUUGAGCUGUUGACAGGAGGAGAGCGCUCUCCGGCGCAGUGAAGUAAUAUUCAGUGUGUGCUUUAGCCAUGGCGGCCACAGGAGGAGGGAAAAUCAGAACAAGACGAUAUCACAUCGUUUCUAAACCUUAUGGCAAGGGCAAACAGCAGCCUGGGUUGAUCAGCCGAGUAACAGACACAGUGAAGAGCAUAGUCCCCUCUUGGCUACAGAAGUACUUCAAUAAUGGUGAGGGAGCUGAAGGAGGAGAGAUCCAUGUGCAGGUGGAGCAGAACAAUGUACCUACUCCUCCCAAUGGCAAUCAAGAACCUGCUCCGCUCCCCGAUGGACGCGACUCUCCAGAACCCAGCACCAGUAAUGCAGAACCCUCUACCAGCAAAGCGUCCCUGAAUUUCCAGGACGUUCUCUCCAGACCUCCACUUAACCGCUCCCACCUACAUUUCCCUUCCCUCGAUGGCUCCCCAGCACUUGGGGGCUCACUCUUCUCCCAGCCUUCCACAUCUACUGCUCCCUUUCCAGCAAGCCCUUUUGCUGUAAGCUCAAGCUUCUCUCUAGUGAAGGAGAUCAAGGACUCAAGCUCUCAGCAUGAGGAUGACAAUAUCUCCACCACAAGUGGCUUCUCAUCUCGAGCGUCUGAUAAAGAUGUACCCACAUCAAAGACUGCUCCACUCCUCUGGUCCCCAGAGGCAGAACGCACACAGUCCGGCUCACAGCCGGCUCAUGCUAGUCUCAAAAAGCCAGCUUUCAACCUGUCAGUCUUCGGCACUUCGUCAUCAUCAGUGAUGAACAGUUCAGUGCUGAACUCAAGUCAGCUGGGAGAUUCUCCCUUCUAUCCAGGAAAGACUACGUAUGGAGGCGCUUCAGCUGCCAAGACGGCUCGUUCACGGCCAGGCACGCCUUAUCAGGCUCCAGUGAGGAGACAGAUCAAGGCCAAACCGGCAGGAGCUCAGCCUUGUGGAGUGACCAGCGCCACAGCCAGACGCAUCCUGCAGUCACUAGAGCGCAUGUCUAGCCCUCUUGCUGAUGCGAAAAGAAUUCCCUCAACAGUUUCUUCUCCUUUGUCAGCAUCAUUGAAUCACACAGAUCUAGAUGCUAGUAAUUUCCAGUCUAAGAGGAAAAAGCUGGAGCCGGCUGUCCCACCUGUGCAGAAACUGGUGAUUCCAGCUGCUGCAGCUGUGUCUGGAAACCGCUCUAUGUCUUUCCGCCCUUCUCUUACUCCUGGAUCUAUGAGCAGAGUGGUGGAGAAGGGGAGCAAGGAGACGCCUGUUAGACGGUCCCCUCACAUCCCAGAUGCCAUUCCAGCUGCUACACCAAGCACAAGCAGUCUGUCAUACCCCUUGUCCAGUACACCUGCUGCCAGCAUCACAGGUGCUGGUGGAGGCAAGAUGAAGCGAGAGAGGAGUAUCCGACCUUCCACCAAAAGACCUGACGACGAGGUUGCUGAAGUGCUGGAUCUUCCUGCUGUUUCUCUGCCAAUCAGUAACUUCAAGCUGCCCACCUUCAGUUUCUCAUCCCCACCCCCAGCCUCGACGCUCACACCCAGCACCAUGGCAAAGCCUCUGGUCUCUGAUCGAGCAGCUGACAGCAAGGGGACAACGACCAUGUCUACGCCCGUUUCUGUCUCUUUUACCUUUUCUUCGCCUAUUGUCAAGGCAACAGCUGCCAGUCCAAUGUCCUUUUCUUCAUCACCUGGAUUUACCUUCAGUGCACCUACUAUGAAAACCACAACUUCCAUGUCAAAUGGGAAACUUACUCCAGCAAUACCUACAUUGAAAACAGUCAGUGAAAGUAAUGACGAGUUUGAUGGGCCUUUCAAACCUGCUAAAGCUUUGAAGCAGGGUAGUGUUCUGGAUAUCCUUAAGGGACCUGGAUUUGCUUCUCCAGCCCGGAACUCCUCUGAAACAGAUCCCGCAAAGUCGACACGCAGCACAACUGUACAUACACCCUUGACCUCUCUCGCUGGGUUUGGGGAGAAGUUUAAACCUGCAGCAGGAUCAUGGAACUGUGGAACCUGCCUGUUGCAAAACAAAUCUUCAGACAAAAAGUGUGUGGCCUGUCAGGCUCCACAGCCCAGCACAGACUCUUCAUCCAAGUCAGACAGUAAACCUGGGAAAGCCCCUGCUGCUAGUCAUAGCUCUUUGUUUGCCCCUCCAGCUGAAGGCUGGGAUUGUGACACAUGUAUGGUGAAGAACAAGCCUGAAGUGGUUAAAUGUGUAGCGUGUGACACAGCCAAGCCAGGAACUGGAGUAAAACCUGCCCUGACUCGGCCUCCUGUCUCUGAAGUCUCCUCAGCACCCUCAGCUUCUUCUACCGCAGCCACCAAUUCCACAACCACCACCACCACCACAACAUCUGGACUGCUAAGUUUUGCUGACAAGUUUAAGAAGCCAGAGGGGUCAUGGGAUUGUGAUGUAUGCAUGGUUCAAAACAAAGCACAGGAUGUUACGUGUGUAGCGUGUCAGAGUGCUAAACCAGGAGCAGCAGCACCUUCGUCCCAAGCACCUUCAUCCCUGCCUCCUGCAUCUACACCAGCAAGUAGUGCUCCUCUUUUGGGAUUUGGCGACCAGUUCAAGAAACCCGAGGGCAGUUGGGAGUGUGAUGUCUGCUGUGUUCAGAACAAGGCUCAGGACUCGCAGUGUGUGGCCUGCCAAUCAGCCAAACCAGGCGCUAAAGUAGAAACCAAAGGAAUUGGCCCUCCAUCAUCCAGCACUAAUUCAACCUCAACCGCGUUCAAAUUUGGUACUUCAAAUUCUUCAAAUUCAGGCUCUGGUGAACUGAAAUUCGGUGGAACUUUUUCAAACUCCACCUCCACAGUGUCCUUUAAAUUUGGCAAUGCUUCUUCAGACACCGCUGCACCUUCUGCAGGCUUCAAAUUUGGUGGCUCAUCCUCAGAUAGUUCUUCACAAGGUUUCAAAUUCGGAGGAGCUUCCUCGGAACACACCUCAACAAGUUCAAGUGAGGGUUUCAAGUUUGGUGGUUCCUCAGAUGGCUUUAAAUUGGGAGCAGCCUCUACUUCUGAAUCAACAAGUGAAGAGAAAAAGACCGAACUUCCAAAUUCUGGUGCUGGUUUUAAAUUUGGAGGAGGCAGUGCAAGUUUUGGCUCUGACUUUAAAUUUGGAGCACCCUCUACUUCUGAAUCAAAAAAUGAAGAGAAAAAGACUGAACCUCAAAAUUCUGGUGCUGGUUUUAAAUUUGGAGGAAGUAGCGCAAGUUUUGGCUCUGGCCCUAAAUUUGGAGCAGCCUCUACUUCUGAAUCAACAAGUGAAGAGAAAAAGAGCGAAUCUCAAAAUUCUGGUGCAGGUUUUAAAUUUGGAGGAAGCAGUGCAAGUAUUGGCUCUAGCUCCAUAAGCACUGCAACUGCUACAACUGCAUCAGGGGGCUUUGCAUUUGGGCUCUCAAAACCUGAAGAGAAAACGGGGUCAAAUCUGUCAUUCAGUUUGGCAGCACCUAAAGCCAAAGCUGACAAGGAAGACCCUCUUCCUUCCACAGAAGCUGCUUCAGCCACUGCCAACGCUGCCCCCAUUUUCAACACAGCUGAACUAUUUGUGGACGGAGCCCAACAGAAGACUUCAACCACUACUUUCAUGUUUGGUAAACCAGAGGAGAAAAAGGAUACCUCAACACCCUCCACCGGAUUUCUGUUCAGUGCAGCCAAGGAGGCUGACAAACCUGCACCCUCUGUGGGCUUCAGUUUCAGCAAGCCAGACCCUUCAAAGGAGCUCUCUAAACCUACAUUUACAUUUGGAAAACCUGCUGAGCCCACAGAAACCACAAAGCAGACAUUCGGCUUUGGACAGAAUGCAACAGAUAAUACAGCAACAAAGCCUGCGUUUUCUUUCAUGGGCAGUUCAUCCACCACCCCUGCCUCCUCCAGUCUUGCACCAAGCGUCUUUGUGACUCCCAGCAGUUCAAGCUUGGCCCCCACCCCUGCUCCAACCAGUACCUUUGUUUUUGGCCAGAGCUCCUCUACAGAUGCACCUUCCAAGACCUUCAUGUUUGGACAGCAGCAAGAAACCCAGCCAUCCUCAGCAGAACCCGCGGCUGCUAAUAAUCCAGUACCGACAUUCGUCUUUGGGUCUGUGAGCAAUUCUAAUGCAUCACCUUUCUCUUUCGGCGGUGCAGCUUCUACGCCCGCAUCUACAGCCCCUGCACCCUCAGCAGCUCCAUUUGGGUUUACUGCCACCACGUCCGCCUCUGGCUUUAGCUCUGGACAGACACCAGCGUUCGGCUCCUCGCAGUCCACUGUUCCAGCUUUUGGCUCAGCUGCAUCCUCUUUCACAGCCACAGCAUCAGCAACUCCUGCCUUUGGAACGAAGCCUAGCGCUCCAUCUGUGUUUGGCCAGCAGCCUAACUCAACACCUGCUUUUGGAUCAUCUGCUGCCUCUUCUGGGCAAGGAGGCUUCCAGUUUGGAGGAGCUACAGCUUUUGGUGCGUCUGGUAGCAACAACAGCAGUGUAUUUACAUUUGGAGGAGGAUCCGGAGGUACAGCCAGUCCUGCAUCAACUCCAGCCAUGCCUGCACAGCCAGCAGCCCCUGGAGCUGGCUUCAGCUUCUCACAGCCCCCAGCCUUCAAUAUUGGGUCAGCAAAGAGUUCUAACCCGGCACCGACUGGACAGCAUAACAUCGCUGGCCGCAAGAUCAAAACUGCUGUUCGGCGUAGGAAGUAAAGCUGGAGAUGAUGCAGGCUGCCUCACCUUUGAACAAACACUGAAGUACUUAGUAUUUUGAGCUUGGUACACACGGCUCUCUUUUGCCAGGAGGUUUGUUUUGCAGUCAAGGGUCAUUGGUAGACUCUGGAGCCCUGGCCCUCUGACUGAAACUCACAGAGACUCAAAAAUGCGAAAUAAAUGAAUACAAUCAAGCAAAAACCUUACCAUGUGCAGGAAAGGUAUAUCUAUUUUCAGCAUCUGCAAUGUUGGCAGGAUUUGCGCAUGACUUUUUGUAAGGAAAGCAUACCAUGCAAAAACAAAUUUAGGGCAGUGACAAAUAGGUUUUGCUUGGGUGAUUUGCAGGUAAAUCUGCGCAUGGCAGAAACAAGGACUAGUUGCUGUAUGUACAGUGAGGCGAGUGUUUCUAUGUCCUGAAUGAAGCAUUUUUUUUUGUUUGUUUUUUUGUGCGCAGAUUUGUAUGUGUGUGUGGUUUCUUUGUACAUGCUCAAUUGUGCUGGUUGGAAAAUGGAGGAAAAUGAAUGUGUUUAAGGAAAGGGCUGGGUGGUGGUGUGGGUUACACCCACGUUCUGCCAAUUGGUCAGUGGAAAAAGCCCCGCUGCUCUCCUCGGAUCCUCUGUAAAUCUGCACUUCCAAAUUUGUUCAAUUUCAUCCUCAAAUUAGUUUUUCCCCUCCUCUCCUCCUAUUACUCUCCCACUUUCUUGCUCUCAAUUCUCUACACCUCAUCUUGCUUUUUGUCUCCUGCCUUUUGAAUAUUAUUAAAAAAUUGUAAAUAGUAACUUUUUUUUAAUCUGUGAAGUUUUUGUGUGUUAAACAAGCUUAUUUUUCAUUCAGCUUUUUUUUUUUUUGUCUUUUAGAAUUUAUGUAAAGCCCUUAAUUCAAAGUUACCCAAAUCCAUUUAAAAAUGACCUUAAAUGCAAAUUGGGGAUCCUUUGAAGACUAAAGGUAUAUUGGCAUUUCUGAUCCACUUUUGUUUGGACCAAAACCAGUAUUGUAAAAAGUGUUAAGUAUAUAUUUUUCUAUUGCUUGUUUAAAUGGACUUAGGGUGACUUUGGAUAAUAAGGACAUCUACUUAAUUUUAAAGCCAUGAUAAUUAUUACUGAACAAGUGAUAAAUAAAACCAUGGGUAAUUGCCAUCAAUAAAAUUAUGAAAUGA
Molecule: messenger RNA, 5834 nt
Organism: Hemibagrus wyckioides
Lineage: Eukaryota; Metazoa; Chordata; Actinopteri; Siluriformes; Bagridae
Gene: nup153
Product: nucleoporin 153
Exons: 22
Coding region: 83-4678 (1531 amino acids)
Biological process (GO): RNA export from nucleus; protein import into nucleus
Cellular component (GO): nuclear pore
Molecular function (GO): structural constituent of nuclear pore
Source: RefSeq, a predicted model, not a curated record